GUCCUGCAGGCAACGUUCCGGGUGGAGAGAGUGAGAGAAAGAGAAAGACAGAAGAAGAGAUUUGAGGCCGUAGACUGGUUUUUAACUAAACAAAAUACGAGCUGAGUGUCCGAACCAGCUGCGGAGCUUCAGCAGGACAUGGGCUCUCCAGGGCAGAUCCCGGGACAAACCAUGGAGCUGUGAGUGUUCUCUCUCCAUCCAUCUCCAUUUGCUGCUGCCUGGCCUGCUGCGAGCCAAAACCACUUCUUCUUCCCUGCUAUAGUGGUUUGGCUCAGACUCCUCUAAGAGAAGAAGAAGAAGGAGAGGGAAAAAAACUAAGUGGGAGGGAGUAGUGAACUUUCCCCAGCUGCUGUCCAGACACACACAUGCUGCAUUGCUGCCAUUCCCCAAACCCUGCUGCAUCCUUCACUAUGGCACGGCCACUAGCUUCCUAGUGAGCUAGCACUUGGCACAAUAAGAGGGCCUGUCCUUGGAGAUAAAAAUACAAGUAGACAAAGCACUUGCUUCCUUUUUUCCUCCCUUUUUCCGGGUCACACUCAUUAAGUGGGACUCCUUUUGUUUAGCUGUCGUUCCCGCUGCUUGGAGCAGUGGAGGAUUGCUAGACACCAGCCAUCAGACAGUCAGUCAAUCAGUGAAGCAGACUGAGGAGUGAGGGCAGACGUGGGGGUUGUUAUCUGAAGCCAGGAUGAUGGAGCCCAGUAUGGAGAACUGUCUCAGCCAGGUCCUGCAGAAGGAUGUGGGCAGACGGCUGCAGGUGGGGCAGGAGAUCAUUGACUAUAUCUUGGAUAAGGAGAAGUCACAUGACCUCGAGCAGGAUCAGACGGCUCUGGACAAGAUGGUUGACGGUAUUGCCAGCUCCUGGGUCAACUCCAGCAACUUUAAGGUGGCUCUACUCGGCUUGGACCUCUUAUCUGCCUUAGUGACUAGGUUACAGGAGCGAUUUCGGGCCCAGGUGGGAACAGUUCUGCCCAGCCUUAUUGACCGAUUGGGAGAUGCCAAAGACCAAGUGAGAGAACAAGAUCAAACACUGCUGCUAAAAAUCAUGGAACAAGCUGCCACCCCACAGUAUGUGUGGGACAGAAUGCUGGGAGGCUUCAAACACAAGAACAACAGGACCAGAGAAGGAGUGUGCCUUUGUCUUAUUGCCACGCUGAACACAUAUGGAGCUCAAGGCCUGACCCUCAGUAAGAUUGUCCCUCAUAUAUGUAACCUCCUGGGGGAUCCCAUAAGUCAGGUUCGGGAUGGAGCAAUGAGCUGUUUGGUAGAAAUCUACAGACAUGUGGGAGAGAGGGUGAGGAUGGACCUGAGCAAAAAAGGCCUUCCACAGUCACGGUUGAAUGUAAUCUUCAGCAAAUUUGAUGAAGUCCAAAGAUCUGGAAACAUGAUCUCAUCUUCUGGCUCAGAUAAGAACUUUGAGGAUGAAGACUCUGUGGACGGAGGCCGGUCCUCCUCCUCUUCGUCCUCCAAAGCACCCCCUAGUGGCAGGAGGACUGUAAUGACCUCUGUCAGACGACCCAGCUCAGCUACAACAGCCAAGGUUCCAGGUAAAGAAGCAGGUGCUGGUGCUGUUGAUGAAGAAGAUUUCAUUAAAGCCUUUGAAGACGUACCUUCAGUUCAGAUCUACUCUAACAGAGAGUUAGAGGACCAGCUGACAAAGAUCAGAGAAGUGCUGUCUGAUGACAAACAUGACUGGGAACACCGAGUUGUAGCGCUGAAGAAGGUCCGUUCUCUCAUGCUUGCUGGAGCUCCUGAGUAUGAGGGCUUCCCUCAGCAGCUUCGCCUCCUGGAGGCUUCAUUCAAGUUGUCAGCUAAAGACCUGCGCUCUCAAGUGGUCCGAGAGGCCUGCAUCACACUGGGACAUUUAUCAUCAAUGCUGGGAAACAAGUUUGACCAUGGAGCAGAGAGUGUCAUGCCCAUACUGCUGAACCUUGUGCCGAACAGUGCCAAAGUCAUGGCCACAUCUGGAGUGGCCGCCAUCCGCCUCAUCCUCAGGCAUACACACUAUCCACGUCUCAUCCCCAUCAUCACAAGUAACUGCACCUCCAAAUCAGUGGCAGUCAGACGACGCUGUUAUGAGUUCCUGGACCUCAUGUUGCAAGAGUGGCACACUAAUACACUGGAAAGACACGUGGCUGUUCUGACUGAGACCAUCAAGAAAGGCAUACAUGACGCGGACUCCGAGGCCAGAUCAAUUGCUAGAAAGUGUUACUGGGGUUUCCAUGGUCACUACAGUCGGGAGGCGGAGCAUCUGUUUCAGGCGCUGGAGUCGACCUAUCAGAAGGCGCUCCAGUCUCACCUAAAGAGCUCCGACAGCAUCGUGUCUCUGCCUCAGUCGGAUCGCUCCUCAUCAUCUUCACAGGAGAGUCUCAACCGGCCACUCUCUGUGAAGAGUGUCAUUGGAGGAAGCAUAACAAGAAGUAAGCUGGUGAGCACCAGGGUGCCUACUACAUCGGGGUCCCUCCAGCGUUCCCGUAGCGACAUCGAUGUAAAUGCCGCUGCGAGCGCCAAAUCCCGUCUGUCCACCGUUCCGGCCUCCUCACCGUUCAGCUCUGCGGCUGCGCUGCCUCCAGGGUCCUACGCCUCAUUAGGUCGUGUUCGCACCAGGAGACAAAGCUCUGGCAGUGUGGGCGGGGCCAGCACCUCAGUGGUGGACAGCAGAGGACGUAGCCGAGCCAAAGUGGUGUCCCAGUCCCAGCGAUCCAGAUCAGCCAAUCCCAUCAGUGCUGGGAGCCGCUCCAGCUCCCCGGGUAAGCUUCUAGGCCACAGCAGCUAUGGCCGUAUCCCACGAGCCACGGCGUCAGCUUCAACAACGCCAGCUGACAAGCGCAGCAGGAUCCCUCGUAGCCAGGGAUGCAGUCGUGAAACCAGCCCGAGCCGCAUGGGACUCGCCAGCCUGUGUGGUAAAGUUCUUCUUCCUGCUGCUCUUCCCUACCGCACGCUAGCCCGGAGCCGCAUUCCCCGCCCCAGCAUGAGUCAGGGUUGUAGUCGCGACACCAGUCGCGAGAGCAGCCGUGAUACCAGCCCUGCUAGGGGCUUCGCUCCUCUGGCCUCCCGACGUCACUCCCGUUCAACCAGCGCUCUCUCCACAGCUGACCCCCAUGGCCAGUCAGACCGGUAUGGUCUCAUUCAUCAAGCUCGAAUCUCUGCAUCAGUCAACGCCAUGAAGGUUCUUAACACUGGCACCGAGGUGGAGGCUGCUGUUGCUGAUGCUCUGCUGUUAGGAGACUCCAGGAAUAAGCGAAAGCCUUUAAGGCGGCGGUACGAAUCACCGGGAAUGUACUCUGAUGACGACGCCAACAGCGACGCGUCCAGUGCCUGCUCAGAGCGCUCCUACGGCUCACGAAAUGGUGGCAUUCCUCAUUACCUGCGGCAGACGGAGGACGUGGCCGAGGUCCUGAAUCACUGCGCUAGCUCCAACUGGUCAGAGAGGAAGGAGGGUCUCCUGGGUCUGCAGAACCUCCUCAAGAGCCAAAGAAUACUGAGCCGAGUGGAACUCAAAAGACUGUGUGAGAUUUUCACAAGGAUGUUUGCAGAUCCCCACAGUAAGAGAGUGUUCAGCAUGUUCCUGGAGACUCUUGUGGACUUCAUCACAGUCCACAGAGAGGACCUGCAGGACUGGCUCUUUGUCUUGCUCACCCAGCUGCUGAAGAAGAUGGGCGCAGACCUGCUGGGUUCAGUCCAGGCCAAAGUCCAGAAGGCCCUGGAUAUCACAAGGGAGUCCUUCCCAUUUGAUCAACAGUUCAACAUACUGAUGAGGUUUAUCGUGGAUCAGACGCAAACACCGAACCUCAAGGUGAAAGUGGCCAUUUUGAAAUACAUCGAGUCUCUAGCUCGGCAGAUGGACCCGACAGACUUCGUGAACUCAAGUGAAACUCGCCUCGCCGUGUCCCGCAUCAUCACCUGGACCACGGAACCGAAGAGCUCUGAUGUCAGGAAGACCCUUCAUAACUGGGUGAGCGAGGAGCUAGCUGGCAGGUCCAGUACUGCAGCCUUACUGUCCACUGAGGGUAACCAGGAAGAGAGGUGUAAGCAGGCGGCCCAGGUGGUGCUGAUCGCCUUGUUUGAGCUCAACACUCCAGAGUUCACCAUGCUGCUGGGGGCCCUGCCCAAGACCUUCCAGGACGGAGCCACCAAGCUGCUGCACAACCACCUGAAGAACUCCAGUAACACCAGCAGCAGUGUGGGUUCUCCAAGCAACACCAUAGGCCGGACACCCCAGCGCCACACCCCCAGCAGAACCAGCCCCCUCACCUCUCCAACCAACUGCUCCCACGGAGGACUGUCUCCAAGUCGGUUAUGGGGUUGGGGUGUCGACGGACUGUCAAAGCACCCCCCUGCCCCUCCUCCUCCUCCUCCUCCGCCUCACUCCACCCCUGCUGCUCCCUCCUUAAGGGUCCUGCGCAGAGCGUACUCACCCAGUAUGAUGGAGUAUGACACGGAGAACAUGAACUCUGAAGAGAUCUACAGUUCACUGCGUGGCGUCACCGAGGCCAUCCAGAGCUUCAGCUACCGGAGCCAGGAGGACCUCAACGAACCAAUCAGACGGGAUGGGAAGAGGGAUGAUGCAGCUGGAAGAGAAGGAGUAGCGUCCUCACCAGGAUCUGACGCCCGCCUGGGCUUAGACAUGGUGGAAGGGGGUCGCACCGCUUUAGACAACAAGACAUCGCUGCUCAAUACACCAUCACCCCGCUCCUUUGCUGGGCCUCGGAGUCGUGAGUUUGCCCCGUACGGCUACGGAGAAACCAUCUGCACCUACGAUAAGAGCGCCCUGAAGGAGGCCGUGUUUGACGAUGAUGUGGAGCAGUUCAGAGACUGCCGACGUCAGGAAAGUGGUGAAAACAAGAUGACACUCCCCAAGGUGUUUGCUCCUGUCGGUCAGGACCACUCAGACCUGGUAGCUGACCUGCUCAAGGAGCUGUCCAAUCACAACGAGCGUUCUGAGGAGCGAAAAGGCGCCCUGGUGGAGCUGCUGAAGAUCACACGAGAGGACAGCCUGGCUGUGUGGGACGAGCACUUUAAAACCAUCCUGCUCCUGCUGCUGGAGACACUGGGUGAUAAAGAUCACACCAUCCGAGCCCUGGCCCUGCGUGUGCUCAAAGAAAUUUUAAGGAACCAACCGGCCCGCUUCAAAAACUAUGCCGAGCUGACCAUCAUGAAGACGCUGGAGGCUCACAAAGACUCCCACAAAGAGGUGGUGCGUGCGGCUGAGGAGGCAGCGUCCACCCUGGCGGGCUCCAUCCACCCAGAGCAGUGCAUAAAGGUGCUGUGUCCCAUCGUCCAGACCGCCGACUACCCCAUCAACCUGGCUGCUAUCAAGAUGCAGACCAAAGUCAUUGAACGCAUCGCCAAGGAUUCAUUGCUGCAGCUGCUGCCUGACAUUAUCCCAGGACUCCUGCAGGGCUAUGACAACACAGAGAGCAGCGUUCGCAAGGCCAGCGUGUUCUGUCUGGUGGCCAUCUACUCUGUGAUUGGAGAGGAGCUUAAACCCCACCUGGCACAGCUCACGGGCAGCAAGAUGAAGUUGCUGAACCUGUACAUCAAACGAGCCCAGACGACCAACAGCAAUAGCAGCAGCUCCUCCGACGUCUCCUCUCACAGUUAAUGGACGGAAGUGUUUGUAGGAGGCCUGGAGAUGGACGGCUGACCUGGACCUGGCUGUACUUCUUCCAGACUCCUCCACCUCUGCUUUCCCUCCUCCUCCUCCUCCUCCUCCUCCUCCUUGUAACAACCCACGCUCACUUGUCCACCUGUUUGGAGGGAAUCCUAUCCACAACCUGUGCGUCGUCUAGUUCCUCCUCCCCACUUUUGUUCUAGAAACUUCUGAAUGUAACUGUGUAUCGGCUCUAGACUAGUGGGGAGGGAAUCAGAAUUUGGAGUUUUUCAUAAAAGGAAAAUGCACUUUCUCUUCCGUCAUGGUUCCCACACCAUCCACCACGACUUUCCAUUCUUCCUCAGCCCUCAGAUUCAGUUCGAUGGGAGGGGGGAUCUGCAUCGUUGUGCAGGAUACGUUGCUGUCAAAUCAACUAGAGUUAGUGAUGAAAUGUCAUUUGGCUGGCCCAGUGAUGGUAAAGCGAUUUGGGAUUGAAGUUAGGGAGCAUAAAACCAAAUAUUGCAAGAAAAAAUAAGUAGAUGUAAGGGAACAAUGUGAAAAAUAGAAAGCACUCUAUGUGCAUUUUAGUUAAUAUUUUAAGUUAACUGAUGGUCUGGGCUCACAGAAGCCUGUACUCUGAUUGUAGUCUUCGAACUUAAUAAAGAAGUCCCCCUUUCAUGAAAACACUUUCACUCAGUGGUUAAAAGUGGUUAAAAUUGUAACUUGCAGCUCCAAAUUGACAAUCCUUAAAAGAGUGCGCAAGAUCGGUUCUCUGUAAAGCUGCAUUAAUACAGUUAUGUGAGAGUCACAAUCAACACACAGAGGGUCAAAGCUGAGCCCAUUUACAGAUUUAAUGCCUGUAUUUUCACACUGAACUUUCUGCGUAAAGCUUGAAAACCGUGGGCUUUUCUUCAAGACGCUGCCGGUUUGCGGCAACUUCCCUGUAAAAUCUGAGGCUGCUGCUCAGUCAAAGGUACGUCUGUCUGAAGAGGAGGUCCUUUUGUAAAUACAACUGAUUUUUUUUCCUGUUCGGAGCUGGGAGUGCAGUCCGAGACAGUCCGAAAGACAAAAACAGGCCUUAUUCACUUUAAACACACUAAUGUUUGUUGACUACGGAGAGUGAGUAGGAUGUACAGCACUGUAACUCUUGGCUCUCAAAAAAUGUGAAUCUACAGGACUGACCCGUGUUGAUGCAAAUACAGUAUUAGUUGUUUCCUCUGAUCUCCUUCGGUUCUGUUUCAUGUAACUACAGCUUCUGCAAUAACCACACUAAUAGAGAUUUUGUACAUACACUUUUUGACCACUGCUUUGCAAAAAGUUUACAAUAUGGGAAAAAAAAAAAAACCUGAAAGAAAAAAGCGGAACAGUUGACUAGCUCACUUUUUGCACGUUAGCAAACUAGCUUGCAUGUACAGUAAUCUGCAGCACGUCAACUCUGUGCUGUGUUGAAGGGCCCAGAUCUUUGGCUGUUAAAGUGCACUUGUAACAUCAUCAGAUAAGUUAUCUCUGAUUUCAUGUUUCAGCAGAGGACGUAGGGCUAACCACACCAAAACCACACAGUGGGUUUCUGAAAAAUUAAAGCUGGGAAAAGUAAAAUGACUUCAAGGCUCUGAUGUUUGAGUUCAGAACUGAGUCUGAAGUGUCAGGAAUUUCAAAGGGGCAAUUUGUAAAGUUACGAUUAAAUAAAUAAAUAAAUAACUCCAUUCAUUAAGUGAAUGAGACAGCGUUUUACAGGAUUAUUGUAAUAUUGGAGUUCACAUGAAAUCCAGCAAAGACAGGACUGCUAGCUUACACUCCUCACCUAUGACGUCAACUGUAGUUUUUAAGAAAGAAAACAAUGACAGCAAAACCCUGUCAGCACCAUUAUGAAAGGUUUUUUUUGUUUGUUUUUUUUUGUGGUUGGUGUUAUUUGUUGUACUAAAGAUGUGCUUCACUGAGGUCGGAACACUUACUUUUUCUGCUACAUAUAAUUGGCUUAAUUUGGUAUCAUUUGUUAAAUUAGGGUCCUGUAAAAGACAUUUUGGGUUUUAGCUGAGUGGCUUUUCCACUGAAAAUGGGCCAAUGUGGUUAUUUAAGUUAAUAAAUGUACAAAAUGUACAUGUGUAUAAUUUUAAAAAUGGUAUCAGAUUUUGCAUACUUAGCCACCUUUGUAAGACGACAAGAAAAGUCACAAGUUCUGCUUGGGCGUUUAUUACUUACUACUCCACCAGUGGAAACCAACACUAAGGUUUACUCUUGUUUUAUUUCUGUCCCUUCUUUCCUUUGCCGUUCCUUUGGUUUUUUUACCAGAAGUCCGCGGUGGUGCUGAUAAUGGUUGCUUUCUAAGAGCUUCUUGUCGACAGUGUAUAUCUUCUUAUGUUGCGUUGAGGGCAGACUCGAUGCUACAGUGAUUCAAUCAGGAUGGGUCAGGGGUGGUUAGCAUGCUAACUUCAAUGCAUAUCUCUGCAACGCAAUGUCUUUGACAUGUCUUAAAAACCUCCGUGAUAAUUGUUGUUACAAAUAUUACAAAUUGUCCCUUUAAAAUGAAUCUCAUGUUAAGUUGAUGGGUUUAUUAUAGAUUUCAUAAUAUAAGCAUUCAGUUGGAAUUUAUUUCUCCAACAGGAAUACAUUUUUCUUCAAAGAUAUAAUUUGCUUAAUUUUUUUGUAUCGUAGGACAGGAUCAUAUGUAUUUAUUGUGAUUUUUAAAUUCUAUUAUUUCCCUUAUUUGCCAACUUGUAGCAAAGUAGUAAUAAUAACAAUAAUGAAAAUAAGUGUUCCUGAUUUUUUUUGUUUUGUUUUGUUUUUUUGUUAAAUUAGGGUCCUGUAAAAGACAUUUUGGGUUUUAGCUGAGUGGCUUUUCCACUGAAAAUGGGCCAAUGUGGUUAUUUAAGUUAAUAAAUGUACAAAAUGUACAUGUGUAUAAUUUUAAAAAUGGUAUCAGAUUUUGCAUAUUGGUACUGGAGAGCCUUGUACACGCUGUAACACACUCAUCUGCGCUCUAGCUGACUGUUUUCCCUUUAACAGUUUUAUCUGUUAUUCAGCUUUGUUUUGUAAAACGGGGCUGCAUCCACCCACAGUGAAUUCAAGUUUACCGUUCACCACUAUACAACCGUCGAACGCUAGUCACAUUACUGGUUCCUAGAAGCAGACAUGAUGGUAUUCCUCGCAAACUGUUCACUAUGCAUGUUAUACAGUACACUGUCUUUCUUUUUGUCUUAAUGGUCAUGUAAUAUUCAUACCUGUAUUUAUAUAUUUUAUUUUAUCUUAUUUUGUUUUCUCAUGAUAAACUGUACAGAAGGUUUUUUUUUGUUAACAUCCACCUGUGAUAGAUUUGCAACAAUGUAAAGAAAUUGUUUGCUCUAGAAAUAAACAGACCAAGAGUUGA
Sphaeramia orbicularis (orbiculate cardinalfish) is the source of this 8954-nucleotide messenger RNA. It is a transcript of the gene clasp1a, whose product is annotated as cytoplasmic linker associated protein 1a. The record is from RefSeq and is a predicted model, not a curated record. Lineage: Eukaryota; Metazoa; Chordata; Actinopteri; Kurtiformes; Apogonidae. Gene Ontology annotation, biological process: establishment of mitotic spindle localization; mitotic spindle assembly. The transcript is spliced from 44 exons. Gene Ontology annotation, molecular function: microtubule binding; kinetochore binding. Gene Ontology annotation, cellular component: mitotic spindle; spindle microtubule; basal cortex. The coding region runs from base 686 to 5602 and encodes 1638 amino acids.